AUGGCUAGGACUAAGCAGACAGCCCGUAAAUCAACUGGUGGUAAAGCACCCAGAAAGCAACUCGCCUCUAAGGCUGCAAGAAAAACUGCCCCUGUUACAGGAGGUGUCAAGAAACCACAUAGGUAUCGUCCAGGAACUGUUGCUCUCAGAGAAAUUAGGAGGUACCAAAAGUCCACUGAACUUUUGAUCAGAAAACUGCCAUUCCAAAGAUUGGUCCGUGAAGUCGCUCAGGACUUCAAAACCGAUUUGAGGUUCCAAUCAAGUGCAGUUCUCGCUCUCCAAGAAGCAGCAGAGGCAUACCUUGUUGGUCUCUUCGAAGAUACCAACUUGUGUGCUAUCCACGCAAAGAGAGUCACCAUCAUGCCAAAGGAUGUUCAUUUGGCCAGGAGACUCAGAGGAGAGAGAGCUUAA
Molecule: messenger RNA, 411 nt
Organism: Theileria orientalis strain Shintoku
Lineage: Eukaryota; Apicomplexa; Aconoidasida; Piroplasmida; Theileriidae
Product: histone H3
Exons: 1
Coding region: 1-411 (136 amino acids)
Cellular component (GO): nucleosome
Molecular function (GO): structural constituent of chromatin; DNA binding; protein heterodimerization activity
Source: RefSeq, a predicted model, not a curated record